UUUUAAAUAUUGCUAAACAUCCUAUGUACAACUGUAGAAGGUGCAAUUGUAAAGAAUAUAAAAGAAAAAGAUGAAAUGAGUUGAUAAAAGUCAAAACACAUCCUGCAUUAGCUUUUUGGUGGAGCCAAGAUUUUACUCACUUUUACAAUCAUUGGCUUAAUUUAAAAUUACAAAGUACAGCGGAGUCUUAUAAUCAAUUGAAAUUACACUAAUACCACUGCUCAUGCCCAAUCAGCGACAAAGAAGGUGCCCGGUCCCUCCAGGCGCACGUUAGUAAUUAUGCCCGAGUACCCGACACGUGUGAGCCAAUCAGGGCCAUGUCAUUUUGACCAACCUCCGCUGCCGAUCCCAGGAAACUGCAGCUUCAUUUUUCCAUCACUAGCGUCAGUUAUCUGCAUCCGACUCCAUAUUAAGACCGUAGGCUCGCGCAGAUUCUUGAAAUCAUUCGGUGAAAAAUCGGCGACUCACGUGAGUGAGGUGAACACCGAUGUACGGAAUCGGUCUAACUGAGUGGGAGGGAUGAAAGUGGAAAAAGUAAUGAAGAAGUGGGGCCAAUGAAAUUAUAAAAAAUAUAGAAAAUUAGAUCCUUAGCGAUGAUGACGACGAUGAUGGGCUAGUCAACGACGGAGCCAGCUCAAAAAUUAACAAACAGAUCCUUUCUCCUAAGUCCAAACUCCAAAGUCCUAUCUCUUCUCCUUUACUUCUUCUUCUUCUUCUCUCUCCAUUAACGACACCCUGAGAUUUUUCAGAGGGAACUCAUUUUGCUUUUGGAGUUUCUAACGAGGGGAAGAAAAAAAAAAAGAAAAACUGAACUUUCUUUUCACGUGAAAAAGCAGAGUUGAAAGUUUUGACUUUUGGAGAGUGAAUUAACGGAAGGAAGAGGUUGUUUAGUUCAGAUACUCGUCGGAGAGGCCAUUUUCAGUAAGGUGAGCGCCAUAAUAAUCCCAUAACUAUUUUGUUCUUAUUUUUUAAACGCGGAAAGAGAUUACAGGGCGUUUGGGAGGACAUAAACUUGUUUGGAUUCGUGGGAAAGUAACGGAAUUGUGGAAGGUGGGGCUGGUAAGGAAUGAAGUGAUUUUUUUCUCUCUUUUUUUCUUUUUUCUUGUUGUAAAUGAUAAAAAAGAAACGGAGAGAGAGAGAGAGAGAGAGAGAGUAGGUAUUGGUGGUGAAUUAAAUGGGGGGAGUUGUAGAGUGUAGCAGUAGAGAUAGAGAUAGAAAGAGAGAGAGGAAGAAAGAGAAGGAGGAGAUGGGGUUAGUUAAUGAAUGCUAUUUAUUAAUUAAUUGAAAGGAGCCGUUUGUUGCUCUCACUCAACUCUUUCUCUCUCUCGCCCAGAAUUUAUUGCGGAGAGAGUCGUGGAAAGCGGUGUGCCCAACCCAGUUUACUUUUAUUUCAUUCUUAAUAUAAUAUAUUUAUUUAUGUUAUAUUUGUUACUCUCUUGUUUUCUUCUUCGUUCUUUCACUAUUUGGUCCUCUCUAGAACUUUUUAUCAUUUUCUCCGUUCUCUGGCUGUCUACGGUUUAUGGUUUCAGCAAACUCACAUCUAUAUUUGCUCCUGGGGUAGAAGAAGAUUCCUUAGUAUUAUUUUUGCUCUAAUCUCAACAGAUUGAUAUAAGUUAAAAGGGUUUUCUUAUAUUAGUGUUGCAGUGCUUCUUAAGGAUUCAUGCUUGAGAAUUUCCCUUCCUGUAGCUCUGAAGAUUCUAUUGUCAGUGCACAUCCAUAACCCAUGAAACUUGAAAGGGAAUCUGUGUUUGGCCAUAUAUCUCCGGGACACAAGCCUGAUAGCAAGUUGUUCGAUUACAAUAACAUCUCUUUGGAAUCCACCGGGUUGAAGUCGCAAAGCAUCACAAAAGAUGGUCAAAAUCGGCCGUUGUGUGAUUUUAAGGACAACGAGAAAGAUGCUGCUCAGUUAAUUUACUUGAUGAAUGAUGAAGGUAGUUUGGCUGCAUCAAAAGUUGAUUGUUUUAAUAAGGUGGAUGAUAUAAACAAUCAGGACGAAUAUGAGAUUGAAGAAUUUGCGGCUCCAUUCACCAAAUCUUCUUUAGAAAUAAAAAACGGAUCAAAUUAUUAUACAGACAAAAGUGUUAUGGAAUGUGAACUGCCGGAACUUCAAGUUUGCUACAAAGAGAGUGGUUUCAGUUCUGUCAAGGACAUCUGCAUCGAUGAAGGAGUGCCGUCCCAGGACAAGUUCUUAUUUGGAAAUGGUGAAAACAAGAAAGAUCUUUGUACGUUUGUUUUUCCUGAUGCAGAUGAAAAUGAACAACACAGUAAAGAACACAUGGAUAUUGGCAUCCCAAGUUCAAUCGCUUUAAAAUCUUCUGUCAAAAAUCAGUCAGAAAAAGAAUUUGUCGUGGAUUGUGAAUCCAAGGAUUUGAUGCCGAGAGGCGAGGUGAAAUGUGAUGCACCCAGUGAUAAAAUUUUUCCUGAAGAUUUAGUUAUGAUGAGGGAGUUAUGCAUAGAGAAUCUUCACUCCAAGUCUUCUAGUUGUGAUGGCAUUGCAUCUGUGCAAGUUCAGACAUCAAGUGACAAUGCAAGUGAAACAACACAGAUGGAUAGCAUGGGCUCUGCUAUGGCAGCUGAGAAGCUAGAUAAUAACAUCGAGGAAGAAUCGGAAAUACCAUCUUCUCUAUCUGCAGCCGAAGAAUCAUCAAGUAGCAGCAGCCUUGACAACCAGUUAUCCAACAAUAGUAAGAAGGAGAAGGGAAGUAGUACUGGUGAUUUUGAUUCCUUAGUUUCUGCAGGCACUACAAAAGAGGAGUGCUCUCACAAUGGCAUAAGUGAAUGUCUUGAAAUUGAAGAUGCGUCUCCCGUUGAUGACAGGAUGGUUGUUCCAGACCAAGUUCAACACAAUCGUUCUUCUGUUAAUGUAACUAGAGAGGAGGAUCUGCAACAUGGUGUCUGUGGAGGCGACAAAACUCCGAACACAAUGGUUGAGGUUGAGAGUGAGACUUCUGCAAUGAGCUCUCAGCAAGAAUUGGCCACAGAGGAGUGCUCUCACCAUGGUGUUAGUGGACGUAAUGAAACUACAAAUACUUCCUCGGUUGAUGAAAGGAAUUCCGAGACACAGAAUGUUUCAAGCCCAGUCGAACAUGUCAUGGAUAAAGAGUCUCCCCGAAAUAGUGACGCUCACCAAAGUCGAGACAUGCCCAUGUUUGAAGAUGGGACAUUCGGUGCACAUACUGUUUCGGGUCAAUUUCAUUAUAGCCAUGGAGAGUCCAGUUUCUCUGCCGCUGGUCCAAUGUCAGGUCGGAUAAAUUAUUCAGGGCCUAUACCAUAUUCAGGCAGUGUCUCUCUUCGAUCAGAUAGCAGUACAACAAGCACACGUUCUUUUGCCUUUCCCGUAUUACAGUCUGAAUGGAAUAGCAGUCCAGUUAGAAUGGCCAAGGCUGAUCGGCGACGUUUUCGAAAAGAUAAGGGUUGGAGGCAGGGCCUUCUUUGCUGUAGAUUCUGAUUGCUUCAGUUCUUCCAAUAGAUUUAAUUAAGUUCAAAUAUAUAUAAAUACAUAAUAUAAUAUACAUGAUCCAAAGUUUUCUUUAUGUUACUUGAUCAUUAAUAUAAGUCACCCCACCUUUCUCUGUGGUAUUGGUUUGUAUGUGCAGUAUUUUUGCAGUGUCAUACUUUUGUUAUCCAUGAAAGUUGAGAUGUAAGCAAAUCUUUAUAUGUCAUUUGGAAAUUGAUUUCUGCAUCA
Messenger RNA from Cannabis sativa, 3685 nucleotides. RefSeq lists its product as uncharacterized. NCBI's taxonomy places the organism in Eukaryota, Viridiplantae, Streptophyta, Magnoliopsida, Rosales, Cannabaceae. The transcript has 5 exons. The record is from RefSeq and is a predicted model, not a curated record. The coding region runs from base 1724 to 3448 and encodes 574 amino acids. Gene Ontology annotation, biological process: regulation of asymmetric cell division.